AUGAUGGGUUGGGACGAGCUCGGCCAUUGGAUCACAUGGGGACUAGUCAUCUUCCUGGCGCUGGUGGCCGUCGCCGUGCUUAUCAACGUCGUCUGCCAGGCGAUGUAUGCCUUCGGGCGAAGCCUCCGCGGCGGCACCAAGAUGCCGGCGCUGUCCCUCGAGGAGGUGCUGGAGAGGAUACCGGACGUCCCGUACCAGGAGCUCCCUGGUGGCGCCGGCGGCGCGGCGGCCGACGACGAUGAUAGGGAGACGUGUGUCAUCUGCGUGGCGCCCUACGAGCCCGGCGAGACCUUCGGCGUCCUGCCGGGGUGCAGGCACGUGUUCCACAAGCUCUGCGUCGCUAAGUGGCUGCGGCAGAACAGCACCUGCCCGCUCUGUAGGGCAGCUUUCACCGUGACUGAUGACGCGCGACAGGGCAACGCCGUUAGCGCCGUAGAGAACAUGGUCUAG
Messenger RNA from Miscanthus lutarioriparius, 450 nucleotides. Lineage: Eukaryota; Viridiplantae; Streptophyta; Magnoliopsida; Poales; Poaceae. The record is from the annotation of a GenBank genome assembly.